CAUUCAACGAAUUUGUGUACACAAAAGCUGACAACAUGGCCGAAUCUUCGACACGAGUUCGGGAGCUCGAACAGUCUCUGUGUAAGCAGACCAAGAAGUCGGCCAUUGACCAAACCGAGCAGCCAUCCAGUGACCAGACAGCCAAUGACCCGACCAAGCAGCCAGCCAGUGACCAGACAGAGCACAUAGCCAGUGACCAGAUGACUUCAUUCAGGGAGCUUGAGCAGUCUCUGUGGAAUUGGACUGAGCAGUCAUCCAGCAACCAGUCAGAGCAGUCAGUCAGAAACCAGACAGAGCAUUCUGAUAGUGACCAACUCGAGCAGUUGGCGAGCAAGCAGACCAAGCAGUCAGCCAGUAACUAUGUCGAGAUGUUACCCAGUGAUGAAACUGUAAAGAAGUUCAAUGAUGUGACCAGACAACCACCAAGCUCCAAUACUGAACAGAUAAUCAGGAUUUGUGCUGGAGAUUACAUAUUGAUCAAACAUGGUAGAAGUUUUCUUCCUGGUGUAGUGGAUGAAUGGCCGUGGGUCAUAUUCUUCAAGAAAUAUAAAGAUAAUGCAUGGGUUAUGAAUGAAAUAAGGCAUACCAUCCUUGAAUCAGAUAUCCAGAGAAAGUUGGAACCACCUAAAGUGUCCAAGCUAGGUCGUCGGCUACUUUACAGAUUUGAAAGUUACAAGGAAGACAAGUGAAGCAGAGAGAGAGGGAGAAAUACCAUGUUUGCAGUUUAGAGUUUGCUGUUGUUUUAGUCUGUGAAAAUCUCAGAAUAAAUAAUAUGUUAAUUAC
Dreissena polymorpha is the source of this 783-nucleotide messenger RNA. RefSeq lists its product as uncharacterized. The transcript has 6 exons. The record is from RefSeq and is a predicted model, not a curated record. Bases 36 to 689 code for a protein of 217 amino acids. Lineage: Eukaryota; Metazoa; Mollusca; Bivalvia; Myida; Dreissenidae.